GCUGUGGAAGAAGAAGAAGAAGACAAACACAAUGCGAUAGAUGUGAUAAAGACUUGCGGUGAUAGAAGUCACGUGAAUAGCGAUGGCAGAAGACGGGACCGCGCGGAGGAACUGAUGCAUCAUCGGCAGCAGCAGCAGCGGUCUGACGAUCUGAAGUCUGCGUGGCCCUCGACCUGUAACUCCACACACACUGACCGGAAUAACACCAUGGACGCUCCUCAGUACACGGGUUACCCGUCACACUACUGGUAUCCUCAGUCUCACUCCACAGGACACUAUGCUAACACCUACCCAUCAGGAUCAGACAUGCAGCCGCAGUACAGUCCACAGGUGAUUCCCGGAGGUUACCCCAAUGGUCACGGCGUCUACAGCCCAGCACAGAGUCAAUAUUCAACAAGUGGUUUCCAUCCAUCCAACCCUUUCUACUGCGCUGACCCUCAGAGACCAGGUCCAGGUCCGUAUCCCAACCAGGGCUGCCCCACAGAGCAGGGCAGUGGGUCUGGGCAGCCACACGCUCAACACCAGCAUCAUCACUACCCUGGUCCACACUGUCAAGGGGGUUAUCCUCCAGGACCUUACUCUCACUAUACAGAAGGUGGUCAUGCAAUGCCUCCAAACCCUCCAUACCCCACUGGCCAGUCCCUGCAUCCCAGUGCUCAGGCUGAAGCGUGGGCUCACUCUGGUGCUUAUGGAUCCUCACCACAGCCGCAGCAGCAGUGGCAGCCAGGACAGCAGCCUCCACAGAACCACUACGGAAAUCCUGUACGUCCACCGCAUCCCCCGGCGUGGCCGGGCACCGGAACUGGCGCUCCACCUCCUUAUCAGCCCAAGGACCAACAGCAUCAACGUGCCCCACAAGUGGGACCUAAACCAAGACCAACCCCAUCCCCAAAUCCUCCCAACGGAAAGCCAGCUGAAAUAAGUUCACCUCCUCAAAUGUACAGCAGAACGGGCAGAGCUGAGCCGAAUCCCUCACAAGGUGACCCCCCACACUCGACCCCAGCCCAAGCUCUGGCUCCGGGCCAGGCCGGACCUCAGCCACUGAGCAAUAACCCCGGCCUCGCAAAGGUCCAGCAGGUCAUGGCCCGAAUGCUGCUGCUUCAGGAAGAUGUUGACGAGUUUGUUGGCAGAAAGACGGACAAGAGUUACCGGUGUCUGGAGGAACUGCUCACCAAAGAGCUGCUGGAGCUGGACUCUGUGGAGACUCAGGGACUGGAGAGUGUCCGGCAAGCCAGGAAGGAGGCUGUACAGAGGAUCCAGGCCAUUCUGGAGCAGCUGGAGAAGAAAGCCUUCUGAACUUUUGGGGGGUUUGAGCGUCACUAAGUCUUGCUGUCUUCUUCUUGCAGAUUUUCCGUGGACACCGUGAGAGCUCAAUGAUAUGAAAUGCCGAGAUGAAACAUCCUGCACUUGGGAACAAGAGCAUAAUUCUGCUGAUUGAGUGACAUGAGGGUAUUAAUUGUACAUAUCUUCAGACUAUUAGCCUCUGUGAGUGGCCGUGCUGUCUGACUCUCUCGCUCUGGAUUAAUUCAGUGCCACAUUGCAACUGUUAGCUGUCUUUAACCCGUGAUACGUGUUAGGAUGAUCAUCAUGCUGUCCCUCAGGAUUGUAGAGCGGUCUUAGUCCGGUCCCUGUUCAUAAUGACACGUCACACACACAGAGUCCACGUCUCUGCAGGAAUAGGUUCAAACAAAUCUUUCCCUUUAACUUUUGCUCCUGGCCCUGCAUGCACUGUCACAUGACCCGAGCCCUCGCUACAGUAUCACAGUUUGUAAUUGGAGCAGAUUUUUAGGAAAACUGUCCCCAAUACUUUAAAAGUGUCUCCUAUAAUCUAUUUUACAUGAUGACACGGUUAAGAAUCACUGAAAAGAUGCUCCUCUGUCUUUUGCCCUUUCUGAAUCUACAGGACUUAAAGAAGAGUUUUGGUCAGUAAUAUUACAAAUGUUUUUUGUUUGAUGUCAUUUCUAUCACUGAUAUUCUUGUUAUUCUGAAUCUUUUCCCACAAUCCCCGUGUGUGUGUGUUUGUUUUUUUUCCUCCUUACGUCUUUCCUUCCGCGUUGAUUUUGGGGGGAGAAAAAAAAAGCGUGCCAUAUUUCAGGGGAUGGUUUUCUAUCAUCAUGAGAAAAAAAAUAAUAAAAUAAGGAAACAAGCUUUGCAUGAAAAACAAA
Messenger RNA from Solea senegalensis (Senegalese sole), 2165 nucleotides. It is a transcript of the gene bag4, whose product is annotated as BCL2 associated athanogene 4. NCBI's taxonomy places the organism in Eukaryota, Metazoa, Chordata, Actinopteri, Pleuronectiformes, Soleidae. The record is from RefSeq and is a predicted model, not a curated record. Gene Ontology annotation, biological process: protein stabilization. Gene Ontology annotation, cellular component: cytoplasm; nucleus; cytosol. The transcript is spliced from 6 exons. The coding region runs from base 115 to 1296 and encodes 393 amino acids. Gene Ontology annotation, molecular function: adenyl-nucleotide exchange factor activity; protein-folding chaperone binding.